Molecule: messenger RNA, 1419 nt
Organism: Caenorhabditis sp. 36 PRJEB53466
Lineage: Eukaryota; Metazoa; Nematoda; Chromadorea; Rhabditida; Rhabditidae
Source: the annotation of a GenBank genome assembly
AUGCCCUCGCCUGGCGGAGUCGCUAUCAACGUUCGGGUAUGAUAUCGCUUUGUGUCGUACAGUGAAGGUGUCUGCAUGUGUAUACGAAGGUGUGAAUCACAUAGUCGUAUUGGUCUUAGGGCAAUCUUUGAAGGUUCUCCGAAGUUGGGCCGACAUAAUUGAAGCCUUCGUUUUCCGGCUGUCAGUAGUACCUAUAAUGAAGUUAUGUUUCUCACACCCUUCAAUUAGUUGGUUUCCGCGAAGCCACACCCACCCCCCAUAGCUGUUUCUCGCGCACAUCACCUGCCCGACUCACACACAUCGCCAUUUAAUUUCUCCCUCCGCUCAUUUUUCCUUUUCCGCAUCGCAUUAGAUGUUUCAGAUGACGACCGAGCUUGAGAGAACCGAGCAGGUACGCGCCAAGAUCCAAAUCAAGAACCCUCUUGUUCGCAAUGCGCUCUCCGAGUUCUUCGGAACUUUCCUCCUUCUCUUCAUCGGAAUCGGAAUCGUGAUGCAAUUCAUUCUCUCGAACGAGAAGCUCAACACCUGGAUCAACGUACGGACAGAGUUUGUUUGGUUUUGAUAACGCAUAACUUUCAGAUCAACUUGGGAUGGGGAUUGGCCAUCGCCUUCACCGUCUACACCUGCUCCAAGACCUCGGGAGGUCACUUUAAUCCAGCCGUUUCCAUCGCUUUCCUGACUCUCGGAAAGCUCCCAUUCAAGGACUUCCUCGUUUACUGCGUCGUCCAGACCAUUGGAGCCGCUCUUGGAUCUGCCGCUGCUUUCGGACUUUACUACGGUAAUACUCGCCGUUAGGACCAUAAACAUCUACCCAGUAAUUUUCAGACCAGUUCAACAAGUUCGCUGGAGCUUUCCGCACCAUCAUCGGAAGCAAGGCCACCGCCGGAUGCUUCUGCUCGUACCCGGCUCUCCAUGUCUCCAACACCACUGCCUUCUUUGAUCAAGUAAGCGCACAAACUCAUGAUUUCAGACUUAUCAAAUUGCUUUCAGUUUGCCGGAACCGCUCUGCUUGUCCUCUUCGUCUGCGUUGUCAUUGACAAGAGAAACGGAAUCCCCGCCUCCGCCCACCCACUCCUCUUCGGACUCGUUGUCAUGAUGAUUGGAACUGCCUACGGAAUGAACCUCGGAUACCCAAUCAACCCGGCUCGUGACCUCGGACCACGCCUUUUCAGCUACUUCAUCUACGGAUCGGGAGUCUUCAGCUACCACUCGUACUACUUCUGGAUUCCAGUCAUUGCCCCACUUUUCGGAGCCAUCGUCGGAGCCUGGUCGUACACUUUCUUCGUUGGAGCCCACAUCCCGGAGCAACGCGAGACCACCUACGUCCUUGUCGAUGAGGCCCACCAGCCACUCAAGCUUAGGUAGAACACAGAAAAAUGUGCACUGAGAAUAAAAAUGUAUUUCAGCGCCGAUGCCUAA